Messenger RNA from Paramuricea clavata, 27430 nucleotides. Lineage: Eukaryota; Metazoa; Cnidaria; Anthozoa; Malacalcyonacea; Plexauridae. The record is from the annotation of a GenBank genome assembly.
AGCAAAGGUUGUGAAUGUACUGGCGACUUUAUUGGAGAGUCAUGUUCAUUUUCACUCCGUGAUGACGUAACGACUGGUAGUUGGCAUUUGAUCAAAGAUUACUCUACUGUGUUCCGAAGUCGUUUUGCACAUGCUGGUGUAUAUGUUCACAACGCAUUUUGGAUAUUUGGAGGUAAAAUGAUGCAGUUAUUGUGCCCACCAAUAUGUGCCUGAUUGACUGCUUGUGAACUUUGCUUGAAAAUAAAUAAGACUCGAUAUACUUCGAUUGAUUUCGAAGAAAAAACCCACUACAUGUGGACGUAUUUUGAUUUAUUUGGACAAUACGAUUGAUUAUUAUACAUUUAAUAUGUAUUCUCGUUUCUAAUUGGUCAGAAAGCACCGGCUAAUUUUCAGUAUUCGGCAUUUAUUGCGUAUUUUCCGCCGAUGACGUCAUCGGCGUCCAAUAAUUGUUUUUUUGGAUCGAACUUGCAUCCAAAAAAAAAAUUAUUGGACUCUCUCGUGCCCAAACCCUUGCGCGGCCAAAAGCUUGAACCUAUAAGCGCGGGAAAACGCGGGAAUACAAACAAACAAUGGCCGACAGCAGAUUUGCUUCGCUGAAUGAAAGUGAACUCUCCAAAUUAUUGGCAGAUAAGGAUAGUGAAAGAAUAUAAUAUUUAGCUGACCUUUGACUUUGUGCAAGGUGUUUGAUAUUCAAAUUGUACUUUUCCUACCUCAUUAACAGGAAUCGUUUUAUACGUUUCUCAUGUCUUUAAAUGUAUAAUAAAACAAUCAUUGGAUUCGGCUUUCGCACGAUAUCAAGAAUUAUUCAGACCUCGGUCUAUGUUAUCCGCCUCAGCUUCGCUUCGGCAGAUAACAUUGACCUCGGUCUGAAUAAUUCUUGAUAUCAUGCUCAGCCUCAUCCAAUAACUGCUUAUUAUUGAAAACGCUUUAUCGAUAACGACAUGUAUUGAAACAAUGCAUCAACGCAACAACAGUGUAUAUGUUUGAAUUCGUUCAAUCAAUAAUUCACAACGAUUGUUUGAAACAGGCCCGAGGUUAAGAGAUAAUUAAGGGGAUGUUUACAACUACAUGACCCUGGUUUGCCGGGAUUACUCGUUGCAUUUUAUCACACCCCAUGCAGGAUAACCAUGCAGUGAUCCAUGUAAAACCAGGGUAAAACUCAGUGGAAAAAAACUUCUCGAAGGAAUGAGAAAAGAUAUUAAAACUGUUUUUUUUAUAUACAGGGGGUAGAGAAAGCAAGUUUUAAUACUCACAACUUGUCUUCCACUGUAGUUGUAACAAAUUAUUAUCGUCCUUCAAUUUCAUGUAAUUAGAUGCAGAUUCUUACUCGCUUAUAAAAACUCAAAAACUACAAUCAGCGUGUCUUUUCUGAAAAUGUUUUAGGAUUUGAUCUGAAUGAAGUGUUCGAUGAUUUGGUGAAGUUUAAUUUUGACGAAAGGGAAUGGCAGCUCAUUCAACCCAUUGGAGAUCGUCCUGUAAGUACUGGCUUAAUUGUCAUGCAAUUGUCAUGCUCUAUGUCUAUGACUAUAUAUGUAUUAUACAGACGAUACUCGAUAGUCAAUGCUUCGGCUUAAAACACACAAUAAGUUUGAUGAGCGCUAGGUACCUAGGUUAAUAAGUAGUUUGCAGGCAGUUAUGACUUGUAUUUAAUAAUUCACGAUUAGAUUCUCUUCAAUCUUCAACAUAAACAUGCAUUCUGUGCUAUAAAGAGUUUAUUUUGACUUUAAGAUUCAGAAUAUAUUUAAUAAAGAAUAUACUGUAUUUAGUAUUGGCAGCGAUUUUUCGAAUUUGUCUGCACUAUUGCAUGCAUUGUAGGUCAGUGGUUUGUGUUUGGACUAUAUCUGACUGGCUGAGAAAGCGUAAAAAAACUAGUCCAGUAGCCUACAAAACUACAGUACUACCUACACUGAUUCAGAACCAGCAUUCUUGAGAUAUCUUUCUCAGAUAGUUCAGACACAAACCACGACAACUUAUUGUAGAAUACUAUACUGUACCUAUACUGGACUACCGCGUUGAGAUAUUUUUUCAGGUAGUUCAGACACAUGCGUCAUGCAAGCCAAGGCAGCUUAUUGUAGAACACUACCUACACUGAACCAUCAUGUUUGAGAUAUCUUUUUCAGAUAGUUCAGACACAAACCGCGCGACAGCUUAUUGUAGAAUACCACUAACGACUGCACUAAACUGCCUUGUUUGAGAUACAGUAUCAUUAAUGUAGGCUGCUCGAUUUCGCCACACAAUGGUCACGUAUAAAGAUACACUAGUCGUUUUUGGUGGAGAGCUUGCAAAUGGCACUCUUCUUAACGACCUGUGGAUUUUUAACAUUUCGACAAUAACGUGGAGACGUGUACAUGGAGGUAACAACCCGCCUGGAUUGGCGUCUCAUUGUGCCAGUGUUCAUGACGACCAACUCAUUGUAUUUGGUGGUAUGUAUAACGUAUGAUUUUGUAAAACGCAUUUCAUAAUUCACGAAGAAAAUUUUAAGAAUCAAUGUUUAAUGCAUGGGGUCAUGUAUCCACAGAUACAAAAUUCUGAUUGGCAUAAACUUUUUCCUCAAUUUCCUCAGUUAAAAUUAUUUCCUGUUGAUACGUUUCACAAGCUAUAGCCUAUUUCGGCUCGAGUUUGUAUAUCUGUUUAAAUACAGCAUGAUCCGCCGUGUUGUAUAAUGUAUUCAAGCUCAAGCCACAGACGAGUGCACAUUUUACCCAAUGCUGUGUAUACAGUAGCUUGUGAUUCGUCUUGAUGAAAACAUUCGUAUUGUUCAAUAAUUUCAAAUAUAUGAUAUUUCAGGGAAUUAAGUCAACUUAAACUUUGUGUAAGUCAGCUUACCACUUGCAUAUCAUUAUGCAGGGAGGAAAGAUAAAACAAAAAAGUUUCCCUCAAAUCCAGAAUACUCCGAACCGUCUGCAGGGUGUGAGAGAGGAAAGAAAUGGAUACGAGGUUGCUUUGUUGCAAGUUGCAGCAAUUUGUGCUCAUAUUACAUGUGCAUGCUACACAUUGUGGUGUGUUAAUAAAACACGUCAAAUCUAGCAAAUGUUUAUAACGAAGUUUACUUCCUAGGUCAAUCUCAAGACUAUGGAUUCUCAUAUCAGAUGUAUACUUAUGACUUAGCUCUUCAAAACGAUUGGAAAACAAUAACGUAUAAACUUGCCAAGAUAUCAGAUCUUCGCCUUAUCGGACACUCUUGUGUCUUUUAUCCAACACUAAAGUCAUUAAUCGUUUUUGGUGGAUAUAGAGUUGUUUCUGGAAGGUAAGGUAACCUGCAUGAUAUUCCAAUGCAUAUACGUCUAUCCCAGAUAUCAUCACAAUCAUCACGCGGGGAUGACGAAGUUUCUUUCGCAAAGAAAAUCGGCGUCAAUUCUAAACAAACACACUGAACGGAAACAGAAAGUAUUUUGGCCUUUAGUUAACAAUUAUUCACCGAAGUGCAGGUGAAUAGUGCAAGGAUAUUCCCGAAGUGGAGGUGAAUAAUGCAAGGAUAUUGACCGACGUCACGUUGUCGAAUCGCGUCCGGUGUGUAUGGACCUUUAUGCAUGCAAGACUUUAUACUAGCUUCCUUGGAUACUUGUGAGGUGUAAAUUAAAAUAUCACUGUUCACAUACACAUGUUGGCGUCUUUGUCCCCUCCCCCGCUCCUCCCUACAAUGUUGGUUUUGACAUACAUUUCACAAAACUUUCACUUACUCAAUUUAUAAGCUGUCAACACGUAUUUGUAUUUCUGCGCGCGCUUCCACAAUAUUUUUGCCAGGAUUGUAGUCAUGAUGGGUGAGAGGGCGUGGUUUCCGCGCUUUGAUAUGUAAACAGCACGCGCAGCAUGCCUCUACUGACAAUAACCGAGACAAUAACAAUUCCUUUCGCCGGCAGUUCUCCCUUUCACAGCUAUUCUCCCAGACACAGAUUUGGAAGUACGUAGAGCUGCCUACGGGAGAUUAUGGUAUUGCAUAUAUAGUAAUUCUAUCCUCAAUUUGCGUAAUUAUAUUUUAUUUAGAACAAGUAUAAAAGUUGAUACGUUACUACUGUACAAUAUGGAUGCAAAGUAUGGUUUCCUAUUGCUGCGUCUGCUGGUCCCAAACCAACAGCAUAUCAUUCUUCAGUUAUCAUGGGUGACUACAUGCUUUCUUAUGGUAAGUUAUCCCUCAGCAUAUCAUUCUUCAGUUAUCAUGGGUGACUACAUGCUUUCGUAUGGUAAGUUAUUCCCUCAGCUGUGUCUGAAGAGUCGCAGGUAAUGAUGACGAACAUUUGAAUAUUUCAAUUCAAAUCCAUCAGCGUGAAGUUAGUUGAUUGAGCUGAACAGAUUAGAACGUGUCAAAUGCUCUUGACAAUUGACGUUUCACAUGAGAAAUAUUGCUUUCUACAAUUUUUAAUAGAUUAUCCACAUGAAUACUCUGGUGUUUGCGCCCCCUGGGGUUACAUUGAAAAUUUCUUCUGUAAAAUGUUCCGACGCGAAUUCAGACACAGAAAUAUGACGUUGCGUGUAUAUUUACACAGUAUAUUACAUUGUUUUGUGCAGGAGGCGUACUUUAUGCCCAGGACGACGAGACGUGUUAUGGCAACGAUAUUUAUUUGUUAAACUUGAAAAAGUUCACUUGGUCAAGUAUAAUAUCGGAUACUCACAAUAGUAGUUCAAACAUUCGUGGUCGAUAUUCUCACGUGGCAGCAGCUUUUAAUCAGAACACACUGCUGGUGCUUGGCGGAUUCAGUGGGAUUGCCCAUGGUGAUUUCUUGGCGUAUAAAAUAUCAUCGAACAUCAUGCAUGGUCAUCCUAAUUCUACCCACCCGUGUCGUAUGUUUUCACAAUGUGUAUUGUGUCUAACCUGGGGAUCCCAAAGUGACCACCAAUGUGGCUGGUGUGUACAAGAUAGUACCUGUUAUCCACGACGAUCCCCGUCCGGUCCUUGCUCUACCACCCAAACAACGCGGGGUUGGUGGGGUAAUGAAGGAUCGUUUUUGACCUCAGUGGAUCAAUGUAGGAUUCAAGAUAACUCGCCAGGAUUAAUGUCUAAUAUUAAAUUUGGAAAACAUCUAGAUGACGUACAUAUUAUAAACCCAUUGCGAGGAGCAUUUUAUACAGUUCCUCGUCGAACUCACAAAACAGAUGAUGUAAACGUGAGAUGGUUUGGAUUCAUUUAUCCAUUUAUAUCACAGCCUAUUGAUGAGCCUAUAACAAUACAGCUUUUUAUUGGCAAGAAAUCAGCAAGUCUUCACUUAAGUACUGAUGAACUGAAAGACAAUACGGUGAAUUUCUCCACUUUUAAUAGCUUUUCAUAAUUAUACUCUUGUGCAAACUGUAAAAAGUUAGAGCCUGUUUACAACUGAAUACGUAAUGUGAAUGGUAAUUUCCUGCGUUUGAUGCAUUUGUCUUGUAUUAAAGGAUAAAGUAAUAUCAAUCAGUGGUAAAGAAACUCAGGUCAAGUUAUCUCCAGAUGCGAAGCGUCCAAAUGGUUCACCAUUGUUUCCAAACCCUACAGUGAAUAAGAAGUAUUACAUUGAAAUCAAAACGACAUUUCAAACAGCAACAACAAAUCUACAUUUGGAUGUCCUUUUUAAUCAUUCUGAUGUGGUACGUAUUUAACGUUCUUGUUUGUUUGUUUACCUGUUUUGUUUGUUUGUGAUUUUUUGUUGAUUGCUUUUCUGCUUGUUUGCUUUUUAUUCGUUUGUUUACUCAUGCCCUUUGCUUUAUUUGUUUGUUUGUUUGUAGCCUGAUAACAGACCUUCGUUUCACCCGCCCUAAAAUUCGUCGACGGAAAGGGCGAAACGUAGGUCUGAUGAAAAUGUUGUCAAAAGCGCCUUCCGCCCACUUUGCAUUUUGCAAUAAUUAACGAUGAUGAUUGACACAUACAUGUAAUACCUAAAAAUACAAUGAAAGUUGUCGAUUUCACGUUAUUGCAAGUUUGUAAACUAGUAAGAGUCGAUAAGUACAGAUAUUCGAAUAAAUAUUUAAAAUAUUGCUAACCCCAUGGGCCAUGGAGCCCGUUGCUUUUAUAUGUAAACAAACAGUUACAGCUACAGUAGUAAUAAUACAACAUUUUCAACACAUUCUAUAAAUGCGAUAAAAUCUGCCUACGCAAAUUUGGCAAUGGCCAAUGUGCCAUUGUUGACUUGCAUCCUAACUCUUACAAUUUAUACAUUUGAAAUCGCCAUACAAUGGUAAAAUCUAAAUAAAAUAUUUUGUACGUGCUAUGUUAUCAAAAUGUAAAUCAUGAAUGCGCACAUAUUUGUAUCCGAGUUUUAUUAUGACUAAUCACAAAACUUAGAUCGUGUAUAAAAAUUAUAUAUUGUAUUGUUUAUUACAACGGAAAGAUACAACGCUGAAGAAUUUGACACGUACUGCUCUACUCCCCUCUAGUUUUAAUUUUAGACGGUAGAUACUGAUCAUAGACUAGUUCUCGUUAUAAUAUUACACUGUAUGACGCAUAUUUAUAUGCGUUGAUUUACCGUUGAAAAUAUUCUGAUCUUUUCAAAUCUUUUCAUGUCAGCGAUCAACCAAUCACAACCCGUUUCCCUGUGAAUUAGCCAAUCAGCUUUGUCGACCGCCAGGCGGUCGACUUACAUGCACUUUUAACAACAUUUUCAUCAGACCUACGUUUCGCCCUUCGUCGACCCGUGAAUUUUAGGGAGGGCGAAACGUAGUCUGUUAUUAGGCUAGUUUGUUUGUUGCACUGGUUUGCUUUUUAUUUAGUUAGUUUGCUUAUUUGUUAAUUGAUUGCGCCUUGCAAUGACACCUGCAUGUUGUAGAAAAUAAAGUAUGACCACACACAAAAACGAUCGAUCUAGUAAGUCCAUUGGAGAAGUAAUUUUCAAGAAAUACGUUGUAUAAGUCGAGAAAGUUAAAGUUCAUGUAAAUCAAGGGAAAUCUCUAUCACAUAUAAAGAUACGACACGCUUAUGAUUUUUCUUUGUGUUUUCCUCAUCAAUAGACAAUUCCAGGUAUCGACUAAUUUUUUAUCUAGACAAGAAAGACGAAAUAUAUCAUUAUAGCUCAAAAGAGCAUCCUAAAAUUAGUAAAAUUGCAAAGUUUGGUUGCGAAAAGUUGUCGGAGAAAACGGAGAAAUCAAUGUAGUCCUGUAAAUUUAGCAAAUGUUGAGUAUUUUAGUAUUACGCGCGGUAAAAAUAACCACUUUUGAGCCGAAAGUGGUUAAUAUUUUUACCGCGCGUAAUACUAAAAUACUGAAAAUUUGCUCAUUUCCGUAUUUUACAACAUUUCGCAACCAAACUUUGCAAUUUUACUAAUUUUAGGAUGCUUAUUUGAGCUAUAAUGAUAUAUUUCGUCUUUCUUGUCUAUAGAUAAAAAAUUAGUCGAUAGCUGGAAUUGUCUAUUGAUUAUUAUUAAUGUCUAAAUGAGUUUUUGAAAUUUUGUAUUAAAAUAAUAAAUCAUGAGCCAGUUUUUAUAGCACCAUUAAAAUAUAAUAUAAUAAUAUCGAACUCACUCACUACGUUAAAUAACUACAGAGUAUUGUGCAAACAUUUAAAGACCUUAUUUGCAACUUUAUCUAGAUCGAUGGAAGAUAUAUCCGACCGUUUUACUCUGAUGAUUGUGCAAAAUAUCCAACAUGCCUCGAGUGCUUGUCUGACAUGUCUUGUGGUUGGUGUUGGUCAGAUAGUACGUGUAUAUUUAAAAAUAGCUCCACGAAAUGUCAACAUUCAUCUGGCAAGGAUAUUUACUUAGUCCUUAAUGCUACAUAUUGUGAAACCUGUGCUCAGUAUAUUAACUGUGAGUCUUGUUCUAAGGUAAGCAUCGUUUUGUAGUGUAUGCACGUCAAUCAAAAUGCCAAUAUAACUUCAUACUUCAUGACAACAGAACGAUGCGGAUAGAUUAUGUAUCGGGUAGAUUAUGGCAUGAUAUAAUCUGUAAUUUCCGAUGGUUCAGUCACUAAAGUGAAAUUCUGCCUCAUGGACUCGUAAAUGUUUGGAAUAUCCAAUGACUCAUUCGAAUAAAGCUAUGCCUACUUCCGGUAUAAAAUAUCAACAUGGUAUCAGUCAAUACAUUUGAUCAUAUAGGCUACCAAUCAAUCAAUGAUUGGUAUCAAUCAAUACAUUUGAUCACAUAAGCUACGUUUAUACACUAUACCAGAUAGCAACAAAUAAUCGUACCAACUGAUACUUCGUCAUAAUUUGACUUCGUAAACUCGACAUGCAGUUCGAGAAGGACAAAACAAUAUACAUAAGCCGCGUGGAACUGGCACGAGUUUAAAAGCUCCAGCACGAGUCAAGAAACGUUAAGGUAACCUAAAAUGAGUUUCCCCAGUUUGAAAGAGUAAAAAAUUAGGCUGGCGCUUUAUUGGGCUGGCGUGUUAUUGGGCUGGCGCUUUAUUGGGCUGGCGCUUUAUUGGGUUGGCGCUUUAUUGGGCUGGCGUUUUAUUGGGCUGGCGCUUUAUUGGGCUGGCGCUUUAUUGGGUUGGCGCUUUAUUGGGUUGGCGGGUUGGCGCUUUAUUGGGUUGGCGCUUUAUUGGGUUGGCGCUUUAUUGGGCUGGCGCUUUAUUGGGUUGGCGCUUUAUUGGGUUGGCACUUUAUUGGGUUGGCUUUAUUUGACUUGAGAGCGCCUGGAACACAAGAUAUGUUGUUCUAAUGUUAAUUAUUUUUUUUUAGGACGACCAAUGUACAUGGCUUCAAAAUUAUGAACUUUGUUAUCAACUGGAAAAUAAAAACACAGGAAUGCAAUGCGCUUCAUCUUGCACAAUGUAAGUUACAUUGAUGUUAUCAGGAACUACUAUAUAUUCUUGAAAACUCGUGUAAAGUUGAGAUUGGUUCUUUCCUGUGCUUCGGAAGUUUUCCCCCAGGUACUCCCGUUUCCUCCUGCACUGAUCCUUUCACCUUGGCUGUGAUCAGACAUGGGUCGUAUGCUGGCAGUCUGCAAUGGCGGCCAACUUUGAGCUGCAUGCCACUUUAGCUUCAACUACAAGAAGGAUAUGAUAAGUACUCCGUAUAGCAAACUAAUUGCAGAUAGCUGCAGCUUGCGAAAUUCACUGUAAAUCUGGGAGUGUUACCACCAAAAUCGGUGUAAUUUCUUGGAGCAGUGUAGACACCGAUUUGGUAGGAACUUACACCGAAUAUUGUGUCAAUUUACACCUUUUUGAUGUUAAAAUAGAUGCAGCUGUGUGGACGCCAUGCCUGUGUUACCAUGCAUGAGCGUAAGCUAACACCUCCGAAGGUGUUUUUACACUGCUUUAGUGUAAAGCACCUUGCAGCUGUGUAUACACCAACUUGGUUUAAAUCUACAUGCACUAUGUACGUAAACCACAGUAACAGCUCCGAAGGUCUUUUUAUACUAUUCUAGUGUAAUAUAAAGCACCAGAGAUGAAUGUUAGGCCUGUUUCGAUCAUGUACGAGUUGAAUUUAUAAGAAAUACGAACCACACGAUCAGAAACUUACAUGACUGACACAUUUAGGUAUUUAAUUUGACGUCGUACUGUAUGAAACGAAGACGUGAUAUCAUACAAGCGCUUUAUCCAUCUCACCAAGACGAAUAAAACGACUUGGACGAAUUUAAUUCAUCAAACGGAUUCGUUUCAUACAACGCACUACAGAGUACAGUUGCAUUUAUUAAAUUCGUGUAAACUAAAUUUGACCAUUGUGCGCCUUAUGAACCAUGCCUCGCUAUGUUUUAUUUAUUUCACUUCUAGUCACCAAGAUUGUGACAGCUGUAUAACAAACAAAAAAUGUUUGUGGUGUGAAAACGAAGACAAAUGUAUACCAGCGGUAUCUCUUCCUGCCGCUUUUAUGUAUGGACAAUGUUCACAUUGGUCUGACGGGUAUGUAUUUCGUAUCUAUAACAUCCUCUAUUAACCCCUCUCCCGAAUUAUUUCAGGUAUGUUUCAUGGGGAAUUAAAUAUACUGUGUAUAUUGACUUAUUGGGGAGGAGUUAAUAUAGAAGGAUUUUAAACUGACUUAUUUAAAAACAGUAAAUAGGAAUCACAAGGACUUGUAGGCCAAUUGAGGGGAAAGAGGAGCUUAAUAAAUUUCUUUCUCUGAAGGGGGGGGGGAGGAUUUGUAAAGAGGGCGUUGUUAAAAGAGGGUAGUUCAAGGAAGAUUUGCAGUAGUAUCAAUACAAAAUUAAACAAGAGUAGGAAUAUUUUAAUGGCUGCAUUCUAGUUUUUGAUACUAUUUACCUUCUAUUCAUCUAUCAAUAAACCCAUGAUAAUUCUCGGGCAAUCAACGUCGGGCAACUAUUUGUUCCCACCGUACUCCAAUACCUUCACAUGCAGGGACGGCAAACAAAACGAAAAGCUACCAUUCAUGCAAGUGUUUUAUCCGUCAGACAAAGUAUUUGCAUUUUCUAUCACAAAAACUAAUGCCUGAAUUCGUAUAUACUGUGUAGUUCUACAAAAGAAGAAGGUCGGUGUCCUUCAUGCAGUGAUAAAGAAAAAUGUGCCGAUUGUUUGAAAACAACGUAUUGCGGGUGGUGUGGAGAAUAUCAUAACGGCAGGUAAAUACCACCAUUCUCGUAAUCUUGUUUACACCAUGAGUUCACUUCGGAGUUCGUGGGUUUGAUUCUCGUUACACUCUCAUGUGAAAAGAGUCAACGCUCUGCCGAAAGUCGUGGGUCCGGGCGCUCCAGUUUCCUCUCACAGGGAAAGUUGACAGGGUGGGUUAGAUAAACAUAGUUAGGAAUGUAAAGUCACAAGUGUUGUAAAGAUAAAUAAUCUUGAUACAAGUAAGCGUAAUAUUUGAUGUAAUCAGUCACCAAAAAGUCCCGAUGGGGAGUGAACUGAAUAAUGUGUGAUGUAAUUUAUAAAUGUAUGUGUGUAGGCCUAUGUGUGUAUGUAUCUAUUGUUAAAUAUUAUUUAUCAUUUAUAUAUUUUUCAUUCAGUUGUUUUGCGGGAGGAUAUGAUGCUCCUUCCAAUGGAAGUUGCAAUCAGUUGGUAUCUUCAGAUGGAAUGACAUAUAAUUAUAAAAGGUAUUUACACUAUAGAGGCAACGAACGCAGCAGUGAGGACAUACAAGAUGACAUUGUUCCCAGCAUGUUUGCCAUCACCGCGAUAUAACACUUGGUGUUGGUUCUUGUCAGCUUGCAAAAUAUAUAAGGACACGUAUCGAGGACAUUCAAUACACAGAGUUAAUUAAGCUACACAGUUAUUCAGCUAUCAUUCAAAGGCUAUUGGUUUUUAGCUAGGCGAAUUUGUUGGCCCUAACAGUAAAAAAGAGGAACUGAUCGAACUUUUUCGCGGCGAAAUUUUUUCGCUGACCAAUAAUCACAUUGGCCAUUGCCAAAAUUUGUUUUUCGCUUCCCGCGAACAAAUUGGCCUAGUGGAAAAUGAGCUUUAGAAGGUGUAGAUACCCGAAGAUGCGAGUUCAAAUCCCGCUCGAGCCAACGAAUUUUUCGUUGGUCUACUGCAGUGUCAGAAUAAUAUGAAACUAUAGCACAGAAUAAACACUUGCAGACGUCCGAUUUUCUGUCGGCGCCUUUGAUGUUAGUGUAAAGAGCCCAUUUACUACUAGACGAAUUUCGCAUCGCUUACACGUGAGCAAAAGCAAUGGCGACAAAGGAAAAAGUCGCUUCGCGCCAAUAAAUUCACCUAUUGCAUGGGAGACAGGCUAAACCGGUCUGGGAGACAGGCUAAAUUCGCUCAUAUGGGAGACAGGGAGACAGGCUAAAGAGGGAGACAGGGAGACAGGCUCACAUGGGAGACAGGCUAAAUUCGCUCAUAGACAACUCGGCCUCGUUGUCUAAUUGUUAAAUAUCCUGCUAGUAGAGAACCAAUCAGAUUGCAGAAUACCUCAUAGCCAGACCUUGUGUAUAUGAUAAUUAUUAUUACAUCUUUGUUACACAGUUAUUCAGCUAUGCUCAAAGGCUUUCUGAAAUUAUUGGGGGGGGGGGGGCAACCCUCUGGCCCCCUUAGUGUCCGCAACUCUCUGCCCCCCUUAGUGUCCGCAACUGACUGUAAUCGCGGGGACCAAUGUUGUGUACGAGAUACCUUAAAUUGCAUUCACCGUUUGGAUUGAAGACAUGAAGUCGUGCAUGUCAUAGACAGACUUGUAAAUGAUGGUAUCUAUUAUUCUCUUUUAUUUUCUAGCUACGAGUGGUCUUACGCAGUAUGCCCAGAUGAAAAUGAGUGUAUAACAAAACAUGAUUGUGAUGAAAAUGCAGAUUGUUUUGACACUGUUGGUUCAUAUAGAUGUGAAUGUAAACAGGGUUAUCAAGGAAAUGGCUCAUUUUGUAAACCUUUGUAAGUUUUUAUUACAUGACGUAUCUUAGUAAAUUUUUAUACUUUAGGGUUUUUACAUUUGCGUGUUUACAGUUCACGUUUGGAGGUGUGGACAGUGUUCUCCGUAUUAUACUGUUUUGCUGUACUAGUACAUGCUGAAGUAGACCUUGCAAUUCUUUCACGUGACAGUAGAUUUACCAACUGUGUUAAUAUUAUAUACAGUUAGUAUAUAUUCUGUAAUAAUUCGUUAUGUUUAGCAAUAUUCUUCCAUCACUUCAUCUUUUGUCUUCCUCUUUUAUUUCAUUUCAUGCUAUCUUAGCUAAUAUAGCUUCUUUAAUCUAUUUUAAUCAAAUUUGUUAUUGUGCAAUAAAUAUUUUGAAUCCCUUAUUCCAAAGCUUGUUUCGUACUGUAAAUAUAUUGAAUAAACUAACCGCGUGUCGCAUACAUAGCUCGAAAUCUUAAAAAAUUGAUAAAAUAAAAUCUUACUGUGGAAGUACAGCGUUUCCCGGGAUGGAUACAAAACUUUCUCCACUACAAACAGAAAAGCAAACAAGAUUUUUGCCAGGAGAGUUUAUUAUAGUAAAAAUAUCUAAAUCACCCCCAUUAGAUAUCAGUUUUGAAGUGUCCUGAUGUCCAAUCAUGGCCAAGACUUAAGCAGGAAUACCUGGAGUAAACCUCCAGUGUUUGAGUCAAACUGGAAACACUCUUUUCACAAACUGGAGAAGACUAAACGACAUUGUGAAUAUUUUCUUCAGGUGUAAUCCACCUUGUGUUCAUGGCCAAUGCAUUAAACACCAACUUAACGAUUCAUUGGAUGAAUGUAAGUGUGAUUUGGGUUGGACUGGGCUCGUGUGUUCACUCCAGGUAUUAAGUGAUUUAUUUGUUUUGCAGUGACUGCAUUUUGUUUGUUUUGCUUGUUUCUUUGUCCCACAUGGUGCUUGAACCCGUUGUUCUGUUGCUCUGCCUCUUGAACUUACAGAACUCAGUGGCAAGCUGAGAUGAACAAAGGCCAUGACCUGGCUGAUUGUACAAACACCACUGACAAUCAUUAUAUUAUUAUAAAUUACUUUUGUCUGUCCCACUUCUCAACUACUACCUUACCAUACUUUGAUUUAUUAGGUUCAACACAUGGUAAAAAUUGUGAAUUUUGUGUGCCUGGGUCAUAUGGUAACGCGGUCACUCCUACAGGAUGUAAGAGAUGUGAAUGUAAUGGACAUGGUGACGAACAACGAGGGAUAUGUGAUAGUAGACUGGGGCAUUGUUUCUGUAUGAACAACACAAUGGGUGCACAAUGUGAUCAAUGUGUGCCUGGAUUUUCUGGUCAUCCAGAGUAAGUUUUCUAGUACUAUCAAUAGUAGGAUACAGUAAACUUUUGUUGGUAUGUCAGCGCUGGAAUCAGAUUUAAUAAAACCCUAUAUAUUAGUUCGGUUUUUGUGACAACCCCAAUUAUCAAGGUCUCGGUACAGUAAGUGUUAUCAGUCUCGCCUUCGGCUUGACUGAAAAUACUUACCUCGACCUUCAUAAUUCUGAUCACAAAAACCGAAUUCAACAACUGUUUAAUAUCCUGUAUUUCUACUGUACUAUACUGUAGUGUAUUGUAUUGUAUUGUAUUGUAUUGUAUUGUAUUGUAUUGUAUUGUAUUGUAUUGUAUUGUAUUGUAUUGUAUUGUAUUUACACAUAUUGUAAACCAUUUAAUUAUAUUUUAUUUGUAUUGCAGGAGAGGCGAAGGUUGCUACUAUCCUUGCAAAGCACACGCUAUCUUAUCCAAUAUGGCACAAGGAACAUUGAGCAGUCUACCAGAAUCAGGUCAAGACUAUAACCCAAACGACGUGAAGUGUGUAUGGAUGAUCACUACUUUAAAUCACAACUCUAACCAAGUCGUGUAUUCAAAUGAACCGGCUCCAGGAACUGUCACGUUUCGCAUGAAAGACAUAGCGUUAGAUUGUCAAACAGAUCAUAUUUAUGUCUAUGAUGGUAUGCCAAAUUUUAAACUUGGUGGCAUCGAGCCUUCAUUUAAUCUUAUCGGCUCCCUAUGCGGCACGGAUCCCUCCAGUAUUCCUGCUAUCGAAUCUCGUUCUGGGACUUUGGUUGUUGUGUUUAAAGGAAAUGUUGGUCUGAGUUCACUGACGAGUGGUUUUAAUGCAACCUUCGUUGUCAAUCAAUGUCCAAAUUCGUGUGCAGGCAACCGUUAUUGUCAUAGUAAUGGAACACACGAGAGUUGUAUUUGUAAACCGGGGUGGACUGGGAUGGCCUGUGAUGAUGUCAUAUGUCCAGCAAACUGCAGUGAGGGCCUGGGUCAUGGUUAUUGUGAUCAAGUUAGUAAUUUGUAGUUUUUACCUCACUUCACUUUAACUUCGUAACAAUAAGCUGCCAUGCAUACUUCGAGCAUUCAGGAGUUCAAGCGACUAACGUUCUGGCGAACAAGCUCCUCACGAAAGUCGAGACAUCGACUUGUUUUCAGUUUCAACACGAACCCGUGGUGGCGUAUUGAGGAAUACUAGCUACUGCCUUUACUAUACCACAUUAUACCCUGCCACACCAUACCAUUUUUGUUUCACUUAACACCACUUCAAACUAUAGCGGUAUUAUAGCACUUUACAACGCCCCAUUAAAUAAUGUCAUUGGAACGUUCGUAAUUUUUGCAAAAUUGAAAUUCUGUAGGAACGACUCGCUGAGGGAGUUGUAAGGACCUUCUCUCGAAACAUGUUCCUUUUUCAGAACACAGAGACAAAGUUCAAACACAAACUACGCGGUAACUAAAUUCAUCUUUUUUUUUUCUAGAUUUUUGGGAAAUGUGUCUGUAACAAUGGUUAUGCUGGACCAUCUUGUAACAUCCAGCAUCCUUCUAAUCAUUAUAUUUGGGAAUAUUCUUCCCCUUUGAGUGGCUCGACUCCUGCACGCAUGGGACAUACAUUAAUAGCUGAUGUUCAAACUGAAUCUUUGAUCAUCUAUGGAGGAUACUCACUCUAUUUUAACAUUCUUGGUGAUGUUUGGAAAUACCAUACUAAGACGAAGAAUUAUGUUCAAGAAACUAGUGGGAGUAAAACGCCGAGUCCACGAUAUUUUCAUGCAGCGGAUGUUUACAAGGUACGGUUUAAAAGUGUAUUCGAUAAAAGUAUACAAAUUGUCCAGCAGACUUGUUAUGAGAUUUCUAACGAACCGAUUGACACUAGCCUGCGCGCAGACUAUAUAAUGAUAUUAUACCUCAAAUUUAAAUUGUCCAAUCAGGAAGCUAGAUUUGUACCACGUGAGCAUGAAAUUUAUCAUCGUAUCGCGCUUACGUCAUUCGUAUUUGGUGCAGCAGGAAAUUUCAGUCAUAUUCACCGGUGAAUAUGAGUCAAAUUCACCGGUGAAUAUGAUUCGCGUAGACCACGCGAGACAACACGCAUGCCGCCAAAGUAUAAAUAGUAUUGAUGAGUGAUGAAUAAUCUGGGUAAAUGACUGUAAAACCUGGGGCUUUUCAAAAUUUUGAAGUAAAUUUUGAAAAAUGUUGUCAUUAAUAUUCCAAACGAUAUGUGAUUCGAAAGAAAAGCGACGAUACUUGCGUUAAUCCGAAACUAAAACAUCGUAUUCACGAAGGUAUGUGUCAAGUUUUUAUUUCUCAACUUGGAGGCUUUUAAUUUUCGGUAUAAUAUAUCAUUUAUAGACCCUCCGCUCGGGGGAUUCGGCGAAAUAUUUCCCGAAGUGAUGAUAUUUCCUUCGGGAAAUAUUUCGCCGAAUCCCCCUCGCUCCGGGUCUAUAAAUGAUAAAUAUAUAUAUGUCAUUUUAGUAUAAUUACAUAGGUGAUUAUUGAAAAUUCUCCACGCUGAUUGGUUGCCGUUGAGGUGAUUAUUACGCGAUAAUCACCUAAGCGAUUUUCAAAAUGGCCGCCGAAGCCUUUUUGUCAAUUAAUGAUGAAGAAAUGUUUAUUUUCUUAUUUUUUUCCAAAUAAUCACCUAUGAAAUUAUACUAAAACAAUUAUUCACCUCAGGCUCGGUGAUUAUCGUGAAUAAAAACCUCGACUUCGUCUCGGUUUUUAUUCACCGAUAAUGACCUCGCCUUCGGCGAAUAAUUGUUAAAUAUAGUCUGCGCGCAGGCUAAUCGACACAGAUUGUGCCAUGGGUGUUAGAUGUUGGGAUUCCAGGGAACCGCGUUACCUGCAUGUGACUGGAGCUAACUGCAAACCUGGGUCACAAGGUAGAAAAUUAGUGUAGUAGAAAAUUUCAGCAACGGCGGUCUCGGGUCCACAAAACACACUGUUUCCCUCGAUCUCGGUAAAUAAGUGAUAAAUACAAGUUCUUUCAACAAUUUGUUCUCGCCCUGCAUGUAACUUGGCAACAAGUUGUCAGUGACAACGUUGUGGCAAUUUGAGACUUAAUUAUACUUGACAAUAUUCUCUUGACGAUAGUUCCUUUGGCCCAGUCAUUCUGAAUGUCUUGCACAGGGCUUCCAUUGAUAAAGGUUUGAAAUAAAGAUUCUCUCCCUCUUUUCUGUUUUAAUUUUACAUUUUCAAUAAGUAGCAAAAACGAGGCCGAGCUAGACGACUUUUCAAAAUGUACGUAAAAGAAUAGUUCGACCAUCUAUGAAAUUCUAACAGAACACGGAAUUACACACAUUAUUUCUAUGAAAUUCUAACAGAACACAGAUUUACACACAUUAUUUCUAUGAAAUUCUAACAGAACACAGAAUUACACACAUUAUUUCUAUGAAAUUCUAACAGAACACAGAUCUACAAACAUUUCUAUGAAAUUGUAACAGAACAAAGAAUUAGACACAUUCUUUCUAUGAAAUUCUAACAGAACACAGAUUUACAAACAUUAUUUCUAUGAAAUUCUAACAGAACACAGAAUUACACAGAUACACCCAGACAUUUUAUAACGGUUGUAGUACUAGAUCUGUGGUGUUUACCUUAAUAAUUGCUGUCUAACUCUAUUUUAAAAUUAUUUAUAUAUCAAACCUUAUUUCAAGAAGGUCAGAGUGUGACAUUCCUGGGAUCACGUUAAGUCGUUAAACUUUUCCCCACUGAUCUGAUGUAUAUAGAGAAGAUUGAGUAGCACACCGUUUCAUAGACAAAUUUGGCUAACGUUGUUUACAUUGUUGCUACCAAAUUCAGAACUUUGGAUAACAUCAGUAACAUGCAUGAUUACGAAUAUAGAACGAAGGUAACUAAACAUUAUAGAAUUGUGUACUGUAUACAUAUAAGAGUUAUUCACUCAUGUAGAUAAAGCUUUACGUUUACUCUAUACCGGAUAGAAAAACGACAAAGCCCCUAUCCAAUACGGAAUCUGCAACUUUUAGAAGCUGAGCGAAACAACAUCUCUUCAUUGGCGUUGCAAUAAUUGCUCUGAAAAUAGUGUUCCUAAAAGGGUUGGAUAGGUGUUCUUCACGUCGCUACGGCGUUUACAAGUGUAAACGUAGCCUAAAGCUUGGUUACCUUUGUUCUAUUCUAUCCUUCUGUAAACUAUUACAUCACGGUAACUAGGCAUGUGGGUCAUCAAAGUUGUGAACUGGGUAGAAACAAACGUCAGCCAAAUUUCUUUAUUGCACAGAUUAGUAAAAUUAUACUCAAGUGUGACUGAUAUCAAUUAAAUAUAGAUCCUUCCAAGAGAACUUGCUGGCCACACCGUGAAUGUUGUAAAUGACACUCUAUAUUUAAUUGGUGGAUAUUCUCCUGACAAACAAUGUUCUUCAAAUGUCUAUACACUGAACUUAGACACCAUCAAUUCUGACUGGAGUGAUUUGAAUCCCUCGAGAGAUAUAUUAGACGGUAGGUUUCUUUCGAAUUUGGGUGCAGAUUUCUUUAUCAUUUUUCAAAUACUAAGGACAAAUUCUGGACGAGACAUGAAGAAUUCUGAACAGUACGCGAAUUUGGCCGGUUCUAUUUGUUUACACGGGAAUUUGUACGGUUCGUAGCGAUGCACCGGAUAGAGCAUUUUGCUAUCCAGUCGGAUAGUUGACAAAUAUCUGGCCGGAUACCAGAUAUUUUUUAUAUAAGGUUUGGGAUUUCAUUUAAGGUAAAUAAUAAUUUUAAUCGGUUAUAAAGUAAGGGUGUUUAUAAUAUUUUGACUUGAAAUAAUAGGAAAGAACUUCACAGUCUAACAUCGAUAAACUUACGUAGUUGCAAAAGCCUUGUCCACAAAUCUCAAAGGUAAAAUCCACUCUUAAUUGUGCACCGUUCAGAGCUGUUGCCAGGAGAAAUGCAAGAAUACAUGAACGUUCACAAUUGUACAAUAAUAUUCCAUGACCAUGGUUACUGAUUAACCUAAUAUUUGUUCUCAGUUUGUCGUAAAAUCUUAAUGAUACACUAAUAACGAUAGCAACUGAACUUAUCAUUUUAGCCUGCUUCGGACAUACAACAGUUUAUGAUCGUUUUACAAAAUCUUUGGUUGUAUUUGGAAAGCAAGCAAGCAAAAUGAAGCCAACAUUGGCAGUUUUAAAACUGACUACAAAUGAAUGGGUUAUUGUGCCAGGUGUGCCUCAGGUAAAAUAGUAUAUAUUUUUAUGUACAGUGCAUAAAAUGAAAUAUUCGUUAUGGUCGUUAUGACUUGGGCAUGAAAAUUCGCAAAUGUACAUUUGGUCCAGUGUGCUAUAGUACAGUAGUGCAUGAACCACUGUGUGCUCUGGGCUCAUUCCUCUAAUAUUGUCGGCUUAUCAUUUCCUCUCAGCUGUUUUUAAGAAGAUAGGCUUGCUCCAAGUCUCUCUCGAAUUGAGUCUAUCCAGUGGAUUAUUAAAUCAGUUUCAUAACAACAAUUCUGGAUAGACCCUAUAAAAAAUGAAUCGAGGCCAAUUCCAGCAAGUCUGUUACGAAGAGUGCGUCCAGUUGUACUCUACUAACAAUGUAAGUUUUCUGUGGUUGCCCUGCUUUACCCCUGUAGUAACAGUGGACUUAAUAGUCCUCACGGGUGGAAAUCUGAUAGAGUUCUCCAAUGUAUAAAAAGGUAGUUAAAGUUAACGACAGUUAGUGCAGAAGUUAACCAAUCAGAAUCGCGUAUUUGAGAGUUAACUAUUAUUUAACUGCGAAACGAAUAGAUAAAAAAGUAGUUAAGCGUUUCACUUUAUACGGCCAGACCCUGCAUGUAAUAACACUGGAUCAAUAACGGAUCGAUAGUCCUUACUGCACAUCUAGGUAGAACAGUUUUCGUGUUGUCAAAAACGUCUCUUGGCUUGCUAUUACUUACUGAAACCAUCCUACAAUUACGAACUGGAUCUGCAGAUAGUCUAAAGACAAUUAUAGAAACAUUUCUUAAGGGUAAUUCAAGAUCAUGCAGUUACUAUAUGGCUAGCUUGGGCAUUCCUUUUUGUAUUAACUUAAGCCUACAUGUACAGUUCAUGGGAAUGUUUACAAUUUUUAAUAACUAAAAUGCGAUGAAAUCAGUUUUUCACAGCUUACAGCAAGUUUGUUGCUCAUAUAACUUUACCUUGAACAUUUCGCUUCCAGGCAGUGUUCCCUCGUCGCUGGCUCACAGUGCAAUUGUUUCAAUGAAUGAUGUCACGUACGUUUUUGGAGGUUACAAUGGUCUUUCAUCUGGCAAGUUACAUCGUCAAAACCCUUCUUCAAACUGGUGUGCUUUGUUUUCUACGGAAAUAUCAUGCAGCAAAGUCAGAAAUUGUGUCUGGUGUAAGGAUGCUGCCAGCAACCUCACUGCAUGUUAUGUAUCCAACAGUCAUCUGAAUUGUAUCGCUACAAACAGCAUUUGUCAAAAUGGAAUGCUUGCAAUGCCAAUAGCUAGUGCUCUGACGUCAUGGAGUGAUGUGUGUAUUGAGAAAACCGUGUCUGGUGGUUGCUCGAGUUGUAUUGAAGGUAAAGCCUGGUUCACAUUGAUCGUAAACAUCGGCAAUGCCCAUUGUCGGUGGUCAUUGAUGCAUAAAAUGUUUUGUGCAUUUUCUUCUUCGUUGCUCACAGACAAUGGAUCGUAGAACAUCGCCGAUCAAUGUGAACCAGGUUUAAGUUAAUAUACAGGGUGUCUAAAAAAAACGCUACGGAAAUUAAACAGGCUGUCGUGCAUCAUAAACGUGGCUAAACAAUUCAAUUUUUACAUAGGACGAAAGAACAGUUAUUUAGCUUUUCAAUGAUACUCUUUUUAAGUCGUAACGAUGAGAACUGGCCACAUACUCGACAAAUAAAAAUUGCCGGUCGAAAUCACAUUCUUCCACCGUUGGGAAUUGCAUCGAAAACGAAACAUAAACAAUUCCCAAGAGGGAAUUAAAAUUGAAUGUUAAAUGAUCUAAAAUAAGCUCAACUAGUCAAUCUUCGUCUUAGUGAGACAAUAACUCAAUACGAAUUUGGUAUGAAACAUAGUUCAAUUAACCUCUGAACAGAGAACAUUCGUUAUCAAAACGUUUUAUGAAACAAAUAGCUUGCAGCAGGCUCGCGUUGCUUUUGGAUUGACUAACUUUGCAUAAUUAAUGUAUUUUCAAUUCCCAACGGUGGAAGAAUGUGAUUUCGACCGGCAAUUUUUAUUUGACGAGUGUGUAGCCAUUUCUCAUCGUUACGAUUUCAAAAAGGUGUCAUAGAAAAGCUAAAUAACAGCUCUUUCUUCAUAUGCAAAAAUCGAACUGUUUAGCUACGUUUAUGAUGCACAACAGCCUGUUGAAUUUCCGUAGCGUUUUUUUUUAGACACCCUGUAGAAUUCAUAAUCCUUGGAGCAUUAAAGGCUUCUCUAGCAAGAUCAGUUUAGAACUGCUAGAGCUAUCCAUGCAGUGUAAAUAAACUUGGUUCAGUUAAGUUUCCUGUUGUAGCAACGCUGGUCCACUGGAGGAUGGCUCUUACUGGAUCUCUAGAAAGAGAAAAUGUUUGUUUCUGUAUUACGUAACACACUUUACUGUUUAUUGCACUUUUUCCACAGUGGCCUUGUUUCCAUGUUUGCUUGUUUUAUCCCCAUGUUUCGUGCACGAAUAUGUUUCUUUUUUAUGUUGAUCCGAUUCACUUAAAUCUGGUUUACACUAUCAAAGUUUCUGUGAUCACAGUAGGAAUUUUGCAUAGGUAAAUAGGGAACUGACUUUGUGUUUAACAUCCUCAAACAUUUCUUAUUAACAUUUUAUAAAAUUUACUUACAGUAUGCAAAAUUCCCACUGUGAUCACAUAAACUUUGACAAUGUGCAGAGGCCGCGGAAGCAUUGGCCAAAAGGGGCACUUUUGUAUGUGACCAAAAUCAAACGAUUUUAUGUCAUUUACGAGCCGGACGAACAUUUUUGUAAAUAUGGAGUCUCUAUAACGUCGGAAAUGGCGUUUACAGAGUCUUUACUACUGCAAAAAGGGGGGCACUUUCUUUCCAGCAAAAGAGGGCUUUCAUUCAAGAAAUACUUUUUUCGUUCUUUAAAUGAGGCACUUUAGCCCAGAAAAAGAGCACUUUUUCACUUUUAAAAAAAGUGGGGGGGGGCGGCACAUGCCCCCAUUUCUCUCCCCCCCCCCCGGUUCCGCGGCCCCUGACAAUGUGAACCAGGCUCUACUGAGCACGAAACAUGAGGAAAUAAGCACAUGAAACGAGGGCUAUUCCUACGUUUUGACCGUUUACAAGAGAGUUACUUGUGGAGGAAAAUGGAAGGACAGUUUAGAACUGAUCGAGCAAUCGAGUACUGUAAAUAAAGUAGGAAUUACUUACAAUGUGUAGUGUAAACCUCACUCUAUCUUUAUUGUAGGCUCGACAUGUUGUUGGUCUGUUGACUCGCAUCUUUGUUUUUCACUUUCCUUCCAACCAAUCACGUGUGCAUUCGGGAUAUGUGGUCGUGUGUUACGUCAUUACGACGUAUGUCCUACUUCAUGUAAUACAAGUAGUUAUUGUUAUGAUUGUUUGGAGCAGUAUAAUUGCGGUUGGUGUACGGAUCAAACUCAAAAUGGCCUUGGAGUCUGUACUGAAGGAACAUUGCAAGGUUAGCGAUCUUUUUUAUAUAUUUUCGAGGAGAACACAAAAGUAUAAAGCCAUGCAUUCAGCUAGUAACUAUCUCACGAAAGCCUUCGUAUUUUUUCUGGUAGUUUUGACCUAAACCACGGCAAUAUAUUGUAAAAAGUGCAACUGGAUCCCCACGUUAGCAGUGUUUUUAAUUUAAUGAUUUUCCCGCGAUUUUCCGCUCCUGGUUAGGUGUAAUAAAUGUAGAAAAUUCACACUCGAAAUUUCCAUCCACAAAAUCCUUCAAUUUGUUCUAUCGAAUUUGAUGUCCCAAAUCCUGAUUUUCACAGAAAUCUAUUGACUUCUUAGGUCCAUAUAAUGGAACAUGCUAUGGCAAGAGUGAUGGUGUAGAUACCUGGGUUUCGUCUGUAUGUCUUCCUGAAGAUGAAUGUUCAAAUGGACAUCAUCAAUGCAAUGAAAAUGAAACGUGUGUGGAUCAGGCGUUGUCGUAUAAAUGUGAAUGUUCAUCUGGGUAUGAAAGAAAGUAAGUUUCACGCUACGAUAAAAAAACCGGAACACAUAGUUCACCUAAACACGAUCAUGUAUCAAUGAUACAGACGGUGUUUACUCCAAAAUUAGUCUUACCAGGAGUUUGAAGGAGUUAUUUUUUCACCAGUGUAACUAUUAGUGCAAUAAUUCAGAUUUGAAUGUUCUUGGAAUGUCGACUGCUAGAGUCCGCAAGCAAUAUCAUCCAGGUAAUACGCACCUAUCAGAACGACGUCUGUGAUUGGUGAAGGUCGAAAAGAUCGUGGAGCUCUGAUUGGUCAGUUCUUCUCAAGUACAUCAGGGGCCGGUAGUUCAAAGCUGGAUUAGCGCUAACCCUGGGUUAAAAUUUAACCUACUGUUUUAGUUUAUGUAUUUUUGCACAUCUAUUUAUUUCAAAACUUCAGAGAAGAAAACUCUCAUUAGUCCAGACAAGAAUUUAUAAGUUUAUAAACAAGUUGUUGGGAAGUUUGCUUUGAAUUUUCGGUUAACCUAGGGUUAAGCUAAUCGGUUUUUGAACAACCGGCCCCUGGUUCGGGUUAGGGCAAGGGUUGCCUAGGCUUUGGCCCCUGUAGGGUGAGGUUAGAUGAAUUUAACCCUCUCCCCAACACCAAACGCCUUGCCCUGACCAAAAUUUUCGGUACAGUUCACGGAAUAAAACCACGAAAAAUUCAAAAUUUGGUCUCAGCCAAUCACAGACAUUCUGAUAAGCAGGGGUGGAAAAAAUAUUUUCCUUUCUGGGACCGCAAGAGAACAUUGAAAGUUUUCUGCAAAUAAUCAAAUAAAUCGACACUUGGAUACUGUAACUGUGUGACACUAACAAGUUGUCAAACUGGAUGUCAUGCUAUACUUGGACAUAAAAAAUUAUUUCAGUGCACUGGAGAAUCUGAAUAAUACUUUUAGGGAUAUAACAUAAAACUAAUUUAGAUAACAAGCAUCAAGGGUUGGAUCCUAAGGCACUACCAUGGGGCCACUAUCAGGGGGCCCCAGAAUACAGCAUUUUGAAAAUCAGGUGCCCCAGAUUGGCUAAAAAUGCAUUUGCCACACGACAUUUGUUACAUCAUUCUGUAGUCUAUACAUUUAUAUAUACACUAUCAAACUAUGAAGAUAGAUGCACUUAUAAUUGUAUUUCUGAGCUCAUUCCUACAGAACAGGUAAACAUUCUUUCUAUUGGUUAGAAUUAUCAAUCUCAUCAUCUGAAAGAUAAAAAUCUGCGUUGAGUGUUUAAUAUUCCUGAGUAUCUGGCAUCUCAAUAGCUCAGUGAGCGCUGGUGUGUUAGAAUGCUCAUUAAUUAAUUUUUAGCCUUGACUUGAACACUCCAUGUAAAGCUACCGUGAGAGGAAAGCAUGCUAUUUUUUGUUUAGAAACGGUUCAUGUAUACCAGUGUGCAGUCAAGGAUGUGUUUAUGGCUCAUGUAUUCAUCCUGAUCAAUGUUUUUGCAACUUUGGAUGGGUUGGAGCUAACUGUAGUACUCAGUGUGAUUGUCAUAAGAAAGGUCAUUGUGUCAAUGAAACUCAACCUGAUAACUGCAAGGACUGUCGAGAUCACACUACCGUAAGUUACACUUGCUAUGGACUAUAGAGCUUUCCACUAAUAUAGACUAUAUGGAUUUCCACUAAUAGAGUAUAGGCUUUUCCACUAAUAGACUAUAGGAUUUUCCACUAAUAGACUAUAGAGAUUUCCACUAAUGUCUUGUCUAUGAUGGAACGCUGCGGAGAUAAAUUACAAAGACGCAUUCCGCAUACAUAUUAAAUACAAGUAGAAAUUAAAGUAAAAAUAGAUUAUAACAAAGUAUUAGAAACUAGAAAUAUUGACCCAUUAAGUGCCACGACUUUCCCCUUCACCACUAAAAUAGUCAGGCGUUAGACCGAGUAAAAUAACUAUAAGAAACUGCCAUGCAGGCUAGCAAAGCACGAGUGGUAUUAAUAUUUCGCCAAAUACAAGCUAGCGUGUGAUUUUUCAUUAAUACUUCAAGCAGGACUGCAGAAGUGUAAUUUCCUAUUAAUAUCAUAAGAAACAUUGUAUUAAUGUAACAAAGAAUACGUAAUAAAUGUGCAAGUAAAAAUCAUACAAUUCGGCAUUCUAUUCCAGGGUCCAUCUUGUAAUCGCUGUCUACCAGGCUAUGUUGGUGAAAAUGGUCAAUGUGCGAGUUGCCAUGAUAAGUGUAGUCGAAAUGCUGAAAUAUGUUACAAUUCAAACGAGAAAAAUACAACAGUAAGUUUCACACGUGACCUAGUCGAAGGUUACUAAAGGGCGCCCCUGGCUGCCACCAUACAACCCUGACUGUCACCAUAUGAACCUGGCUGCUACCAUACGACCCUGGCUGUCACCAUAUAAAAUUAUAUGACCCACGUCUGAUCACGGAGUACAGUGAAAGAGUUAAUUUUUAGUGAGGAAGGUUAAUUGAACAUUUGAAAUUUGAAAGACUCGAUAAACUAGUGGGAGAAGUAUUUUACAGGUUGUGUUCCAUAGUUUUACUAUUCUAUUAAAGUAGGACUUUUGCAUUACAAACGGGAAAUUGAUAAUCAGAUGAUCAAACUGAUUAUCAAUUUCCCAUUUGUAAUACAAAAUGACUGAAAAACGGCAAAUUUCGCAAGGCUAUAUUAUCCGCAUUUUACAACAUUUCGCAACGAAACUUUGGAAUAUUACUAGUCUAGAUCAAAAUUUCACUUAAAGGGGGAAAGGUCUAUUUGGAACUCUUUUAGUGCAAUUUUAUUUAUGUCAAUGUUCAGCCAAUCCCAAGUUCCAUAUUGCCUGUUGGUGUACCGGAGAAUUUCGCUUGCUUGGGAGCCAAUCACACCACUCGUAUUAUAUAGUGGCAUAGUCACAUAUAGUCAUCCUCAGUGGCAUAGACACAUAUGGCAAUAACACAAUCGACCUAAUAUUACAUGCACUGCAUGUGGUUUUGUGAAGGGGAAGGUUAACAAAUUCGUCCUUUAGUCGGGCCUUAUUCUCUAGGACGGCGUAUUUGAGUGAUGGGCCUAUAAUCGUGGACAUAACUUGCUAAUAAAUUGUUUAUUUGUCUCUGUGGGAGUUGAUCCCUAUAUCUUACCUAAAAAUGCUGAAAUACCCCCCUUCCCCCUUAACAAUGUUGUCGAAUUGCAUUUAAAAUGUGUGGAAAAUAAUAGCAACAUUGGGUGCAUAGGUGAAGGGGGGAAAAAACAUAAUGAAGUUGGCCGAACGUAUCUUCCUAAAAUUCCGACCUAUCAUUAACAAUCAUGUCUACGAUUGUAGGAUAGAGGAUUUACGGUAAGUAGAAAAAAGUCAAAGCUAUUAUGAACAGAGGUAAAGGUUUUGGAAAACUAAACAUUCAUGUUUAUGAACAUGCAGAGGUAAAGUUAAAGGAAAACUAAACAUUCGUGUUUUCUGUCUUCGUCUAGUGCUCGCAAUGUGUUCCCAAAUAUCUUGGCAAUCCUAGUGUCGAGGGACAACAAUGUUACCGUGAAUUGAGAGUGCUUGGUCACCGUUUUUUUGCCAAAGAACAUUCAAAACAUCUCAAUCUCUUGCCUUUCCAAACAAGUUUAUAUUGCAUCCUACCAAGUUAUACUAAUAUGGACAUCCGUUUAACAUUUGAUAUAUCUUACGGUAGGUGAUCGUAUUUUAUUUUUCAUUUGAAUUUUCUCAUCGAAAUCGUUUUGAUCGCCUGAGUCGCACAUGUGCGUUUAAUUUCACUCUCCAAAGGUUUCUUUACUCUUUAAAAAAUGAAAAUUUGUCAGGUUACCCAGUGUAAAGCACGAAAGCAAUUGAAUGUGGUCAUGUGGAUCGUCCCCAUAUAGUCUAGAUUAUCGUAGAGUAGCCCUGUGUCGACGUUUGUUCUCAAGCAAGCGCAAAAGAAACUUAUCUUGUCUACAACAUGAGAUCACUUAAUAGUCUCACAUUCACGAUCCUGUCCUAAUCUACUUAUUUUAUUUAUUGAUCAAUUUAUUAGACAAUGCUUAGAGGCUAUUCAUAUGAGCCAGGCUAGCCAGAAUGAAUCGUAUCACAAAAAUGUUUUCCUGACCAUGGAUGAACUUUAUACUGUUACUGGAAUCAAACUGAGCUAAUUCAACUUUGAAAUGUCAUUUUGGAUGUUUACCAAAGCCGUAAUUAAGAGCUUUAUUAAACAAAUCAUCCUGCUUAACCGAGCCAGUCCGGAUCCAUAUGAGCAGCCUUGGUCGUACUGUACAUUUUUGUGACAUGCUGUCGACUUUUUCAUUUCCUAUGUAGGCUCUCUUGAUGUGUACAUUUCUAAUGGUGAUAACGCCUUUAAAGUUGACGCAAACCAGACCGUCUCAAUAACCUUGCCGAAAAUAACGAGCCCUGAGUACUCUACGGAUGGUCUGAAUACAUACACAAAGUUCUCUCGCGGGACACAAGUGAUAGUUUUCAAGCACAUGAAACACAGAUUGGUAGUUACGUUUCCUAGCGAUGAGCAUAAAAUGGACAAGAAAAAAUUCUACAUCAUUAUAAAAGCUGCUGAGGAUGGUGCGAAUGGAAUCAUCUAUUUCAAACAAGAUACCACAAAGAUAAAUUUAAUCGUGUUCUUCAUUGUGUUUACUUCAUGUUUUGUAUUCCUGUUGGCUGGUGUUUCCAUUACAUGGAGUAUCAAAAACCGCAUUCACUCGCGACGAGUCGUGCAUAAUCGUGAAGCUGAAAAUAUAAGGUUACAUAGCAGACCUUUUGCGAAGUUUGCUUUCUUGUUUGAAUAUCAAGCCCCAACACCUGGUGUCAGACGACACAGGAAGACAACAGCAUCAACUAGGAAAGCAGUUCAACCAAUGGGUGUACAGUGUACGAGCGACUACCAUGCGACAAUUACGACAGUCUUAUUUCAAAUGCCGCAGACAGAGAAGACAAAGAUGACAGUAUCCCUGGGAACUACAUUGUCUUUAGUCACACCACAACAGAUGGAUAAACUUGCACAACCCUCUGCACCUAAAGACACGACAAACAUAUACAAUUAA